CCGGCGGCUGGGAGCGGCGAGGAGGCGGCGGCGAGCGGCAGCCCGGGAGGCGGUGGCCGAGGCCCAGGCGGCGGCGGCGGCACAGGAGGCGGCGGACGGGGAGCGGCGGGAGCAGGCCCUGCCCGGCCCUCGAGCGGCCGCCCGGCUGCAGCAUGCGCGUCCGCCGGGGGCUGCUGCGGCUGCCGCGCCGCUCGCUGCUCGCCGCCCUCUUCUUCUUCUCGCUGUCGUCCUCGCUGCUCUACUUCGUCUAUGUGGCGCCCGGCAUAGUGAAUACCUACCUCUUCAUGAUGCAAGCUCAAGGCAUUCUGAUCCGGGACAACGUGAGAACAAUAGGUGCUCAGGUUUAUGAGCAGGUGCUUCGGAGUGCUUAUGCCAAGAGGAACAGCAGCGUAAAUGACUCAGAUUAUCCUCUUGACUUGAACCACAAUGAAACCUUUCUGCAAACCACAACAUUUCUUCCUGAAGACUUCACCUACUUUGCAAACCAUACCUGCCCUGAAAGGCUCCCUUCCAUGAAGGGCCCAGUAGACAUAAACAUGAGUGAAAUCGGAAUGGAUUACAUUCAUGAAAUCUUCUCCAAAGACCCAGCCAUCAAGCUUGGAGGUCACUGGAAGCCUUCUGACUGCAUGCCUCGAUGGAAGGUGGCGAUCCUUAUCCCCUUCCGGAACCGCCAUGAGCACCUCCCAGUCCUGCUCAGACACCUGAUUCCCAUGCUUCAGCGCCAGCGCCUGCGGUUUGCAUUUUAUGUGGUUGAGCAAGUUGGCACCCAACCCUUUAAUCGAGCCAUGCUUUUCAACGUUGGUUUUCAAGAAGCAAUGAAGGACUUAGAUUGGGACUGUCUGAUUUUUCAUGAUGUGGAUCAUAUACCAGAAAGUGAUCGUAACUAUUAUGGAUGUGGACAGAUGCCGAGGCACUUUGCAACAAAAUUGGAUAAGUAUAUGUAUCUGCUUCCUUAUACUGAGUUCUUUGGCGGAGUGAGCGGCUUAACGGUGGAACAGUUUCGGAAAAUCAAUGGCUUUCCUAAUGCUUUUUGGGGUUGGGGUGGAGAAGAUGAUGACCUCUGGAACAGAGUGCACAAUGCAGGCUAUUCUGUGAGCCGGCCAGAAGGUGACACAGGAAAGUACAAGUCCAUUCCUCAUCACCAUCGAGGAGAGGUCCAAUUUCUUGGAAGGUACGCUCUGCUGAGGAAGUCGAAGGAACGACAAGGGCUGGAUGGGCUCAACAACCUGAACUACUUUGCAAACAUCACAUAUGACGCCUUGUAUAAAAACAUAACUGUCAACUUGACACCCGAGCUGGCUCAGGUGAAUGAGUACUGAGAUGAGCAUUUGCUUAACCCACCCCCACCAAGAAAGUGGUCUGAGGAGAUGUUUUGGGGGACUCCACAGGAAGAGAAUAGAAAAACAGUGUCUCGUGAAGGAUUGCAGGGUUAAAGGAAAGAACGAGACAGAGCACACGCACAAAUCGCCUUCUCCAUGCUCACCUGCUGGGGUUGAGGCAGGAGGAAGUUUGAGGACUUCUUUAUCAGCACUGGCUUUCUAUUUUCACCAGACAGAUGUCUGUCCUGCUGCUCUCUCCCUGUCUCCUACCCCAGCAUCCUGUCUUAGCCACAACCUCCAGAACCCGUGAUGAACUGUAAUCUGCCAUGGUCCUGUGUGGAGCCUGUCCUUACGCCUGACCUUUGGAGCCUCUGGGCCUUCGGAGCAGAGGCAAACCCACCACAGGGCAGCUGCGUCUUAGGAAGAAGAAAUGAAACACCACACACCAGUCUUCUACAUCUGUGGUGUUCUCUUUUUGGUUUCAUUUUUUGAAAAAAUUACCUGCUUUGGGUGGGGAUUGA
Molecule: messenger RNA, 1840 nt
Organism: Cynocephalus volans (Philippine flying lemur)
Lineage: Eukaryota; Metazoa; Chordata; Mammalia; Dermoptera; Cynocephalidae
Gene: B4GALT5
Product: beta-1,4-galactosyltransferase 5
Exons: 9
Coding region: 153-1319 (388 amino acids)
Biological process (GO): carbohydrate metabolic process
Cellular component (GO): Golgi apparatus
Molecular function (GO): UDP-galactose:glucosylceramide beta-1,4-galactosyltransferase activity
Source: RefSeq, a predicted model, not a curated record